AUGUCGACCGAGCAGGACUUCACCAAGCGCAAGCUCUGGGGCGGCCGUUUCACGGGCUCCACCGACCCUCUGAUGCACGAGUACAACCAGUCGCUCAAGUACGACAAGCGCAUGUACGCUGCCGAUGUCAAGGGCUCGAUUGCGUUCUCCAAGGCUCUGCUCAAGGCCGGCAUCCUGAACGAGGCUGAGCAGAAGGAGAUCACCCGCGGCCUCAAGGAGGUCGAGAAGGAGUGGGCCGAGGACAAGUUUGCGAUCCAGGCCGACGACGAGGACAUUCACACUGCCAACGAGCGCCGCCUCUCCGAGAUUGUCGGCAAGGACAUUGGCGGCAAGCUCCACACCGGCCGCUCGCGCAACGACCAGGUCGCGACCGACAUGCGCAUCUGGCUCAUGGACGAGACGGCCAAGGUCGACAAGUACCUCUCUGACCUGCUUACGGUCAUGGUCUCGCGCGCCGAGAAGGAGACGGACGCGAUCCUGCCCGGCUACACGCACCUGCAGCGUGCUCAGCCCGUGCGCUGGUCGCACGUCCUGCUCUCGCACGCGCAGAGCUUCAUCAACGACCUCCAGCGCCUCCGCGAGAUGGUCCCGCGCAUCUCGGUCCUGCCCCUUGGCUCGGCCGCGCUCGCCGGCAACCCGUACCAGCUCGACCGCGAGCUGCUGCGCCAGGAGCUCGGCUUCCAGUCCAUCGGCGAGAACUCGAUGCACGCCGUUGCGGACCGCGACUUUGUCGUCGAGUGGCUGCAGUGGGCGUCGCUCAUGAUGAUCCACAUGUCGCGUCUCGCCGAGGACCUCAUCAUCUACUCGUCUGCCGAGUUUGGCUUCGUCACGCUGUCCGACGCCUACUCGACCGGCUCGUCGAUCAUGCCCCAGAAGAAGAACCCGGACUCGUGCGAGCUGCUCCGUGGCAAGUCGGGCCGCGUCUUUGGCCAGAUGGCCGGCUUCAUGAUGUCCCUCAAGGGCAUCCCGUCGACGUACAACAAGGACCUGCAGGAGGACAAGGAGCCCCUCUUCGACGCCGUCGACACGGUCUCGGCCUCGCUCCAGAUCGCCGAGGGCGUCAUUGCCACCCUCACCGUCAACAAGGACAACAUGGCCAAGGCCCUCUCCAUGGACCUCCUCGCGACCGACGUCGCCGACUACCUCGUCCGCAAGGGCGUGCCGUUCCGUGAGACGCACCACAUCUCGGGCCGCUCCGUCGCCCUCGCCGAGGCCACGCAGCGCCAGAUCUCUGACCUCACCAUGGACGAGUGGAAGCAGCUCUCGCCCCUCUUCACCGAGGACAUCAAGGACGUCUUCAACUUUGAGAACUCGGUCGAGAAGCGCAACGCCAUCGGCGGCCCUGCCCGUGAGAUGAUCCAGCGCCAGGUCGACAUUGCCCGCGAGCGCAUCGCCCGCAAGUAA
Molecule: messenger RNA, 1404 nt
Organism: Trichosporon asahii var. asahii CBS 2479
Lineage: Eukaryota; Fungi; Basidiomycota; Tremellomycetes; Trichosporonales; Trichosporonaceae
Product: argininosuccinate lyase
Exons: 3
Coding region: 1-1404 (467 amino acids)
Cellular component (GO): cytosol
Molecular function (GO): argininosuccinate lyase activity
Source: RefSeq, a predicted model, not a curated record